GACUUUUUGGCGGGAACGCGAGAAGUGAAGUUGUGUGAUUUAUUUAUUUUGUCUAUUUAGUGUUUCUUAAGGUUUAAAUGCGUAAUAGCGGUGGUUUAUUAACUAUUUAGUAUCUGAUAAGUGCACAUAUGUGGAAAAAUAAAAUAAAGCUGCUGGACGUAACUUCUCGGGAUCUUACAAAAAGUCCACUGAAAAAGUAUCAGUAAAUCACCACCAUUUUACUGAGAUUAUAUUUCAUCCCAUAUCAUCUCAUCUCACUACAUUUAAUUUCAUCCCAGUUGAUUAAUGUCUCAAAUUAAUCAUCUUCAUUUCAUUUCACUCCAUGUUAUAAUUUUUCAUAAAAGAAUAUAAAUUAAAAUAAGACAUGACCUAAAGGUCUUCGUUACCACGUCAUAAAAUCCCUUAAAAAAGAUGAUUUCCAAUAAUUUCCAUGUUUAGGGAUAAGUGUCUGAAUGAGAGUAAUUUUUGUAAUUAAAAAUGGGUCGUAAAAUACCUGCCAAAAAACAUCGAGGAGUGAAAGAUCCCUUAGUGCAACAGGCCCGGCGGGAACAAAGCUUAAAAUCUAAAAUUAACGCACCACCGAAAGAUCCUGAUGACCAGCCCGUGCCACGAUCUCUAACUAGGCUUUUUUCUUUUCAAGAAAACCGUGAAGUUGGAAAACGAAACAAGAAAAAUAAAGUCAAGAGACUCGAUCAAAAUGCAGAACACAGGAGUAGAAACAAAAGUUCAGUUGGACGCAACCCCAUAACAUGUAUGAAGAAGUUACCAGGAGAGAGUGGACGGGACUUCUCACUGAGGAUCAACAGUGCAUUGAAAGCUUUACACAACCCAGUUGAAAAUCUAGACUAUCCUGAAGACAUAGAUACAGAAGAUACAAAAGGGGAGAGGAUGGCGGCACAGAGGGAACGCAGGGCACGUAAACGUAAAAAGGCAAAGAAAGGGCAAGAAGACUCGGAACCACAACUAAACCGGAACCAAAGGCUAGCACAGAAGAAAAAAGAAAAAAAGAUGAAAGCAUUAGAUGCGGCGAGCGAGAAGUGCGAGGUGGUGUACGAGCACGUGCCGUUCGGCGAGCUCGCCCACGCGCCGCCCGCGCUGCGCCGCCACGGGAGGCUCGGCCCCGCACCCAAUGCGGGCGGGCGCGCGCUGCUGCUGAGCGGGCUGCUGGCGGGCGCUGCGCGGCGCGAGGCCGUGGCCGCCUACAGGACGCUGAAGGCCUCCAGGCCCAGGGACAAUAAACUAGUGCUCUGAUGAUGUUCUUGUUAUUUAUUUCCGUAACGUUUCCGGUCGGAAUCGGUCCACUCGCGCGCCCGUUGUGGUCUGUUCAUGACGCUAAUGAGUAAAACGCCCCGGAUAAUAAAAAAAUCUUAGUUUUUCCCUCUACUUUUCGACCUGCCUGUUUUAGCAUUAAGAAAACACCUUAUUUACUAUUAACCUUACUUACUAUUUUACUACAUUACUAACCUUACAUACUACACCUUACUUACUAUUACUUACUAUUAACUAACUAUUUAAAUUAAGUAAAUAUUAGUUAAAAUAUAAUUAGUAUUCAAUAGUAGUUAAAGUAUUAAACUGAUUACAAGUUA
Bombyx mori (domestic silkworm) is the source of this 1586-nucleotide messenger RNA. RefSeq lists its product as uncharacterized. Lineage: Eukaryota; Metazoa; Arthropoda; Insecta; Lepidoptera; Bombycidae. Bases 478 to 1251 code for a protein of 257 amino acids. The record is from RefSeq and is a predicted model, not a curated record. Gene Ontology annotation, cellular component: nucleus. The transcript is spliced from 6 exons.